AUGUCGUCCACGUGUCGCCUCCAGGCUUUCCUAUUCAACAGUCAAGGGUCCCACGUUAAGUUUUCGGUACGUGUUCAGAUCCCAUUAUGCUAUGUAGUUUCUGUGGAAAAGGACGGUGGAGAUUCGAGGGGACAACAAGAUCUUUCACCACGUGUGCUUCUAAUGCUGCCAGGGUGUCAGACAGCGCGUAUAGCCGAACACGUGUCGGUUUCUGGUGCUAUGCUUGGUAUUAUUCAAGGGAGUUCUCCACGUGGCAGUUUUAUAAGAUGGAACUCGGAGCGACUUGAUUUGUUUUUUUAUUUAUUUAUUUCUUUUUAUUUCUUUCUUCUUUUUAAAGCUGCUGUGGUAGAAGGAAUCAAUAGCGGAAUGGUGACAAAAGAAGAGGGGAUAGAGCUAGAGUUAGGAUUAUCAAUAGGAGGGAGUUACAGAAGGGAAAACGGCAACGUUUUGAAAUCUGGAACUAGUAUGGAUAUGGGUUCUAGUGAAAAGAGUGGAACUUGCAUAAGAUCUAGCUCGUCUCCAUGUUUCGGAGAAGAUGCAAUGCAAGAACUGGAUCCGAAGACGAAGCGCGAGAUGCAUGCGUUAAGGAGAAAAGAAGCCAAGAGAAGAAAAGAGCUAAAGAAAGGUUUUUGUAAAGGGUAUAACUUGAAUAGUAGUCAACUUAACAACCACGGAGAGAUUAAGAUUAAUAAAAAUAAUGGGAUGUGGUUAAAGGCGAAAGAUUUUCAGGUUAGCAACUCAGACGGGCCAGAAUGCAAGAAAAUUAAGAUGGAAGCUACCGGAUCCGAUCAGAAUGAUACAAGCAAGGUGAAUCUCAACUUAAGCAUGGACCACGACGACCCAAAUGGCAACAACAACAACAGUGCUUAUUUGCCGUUACAUUAUGGCCUGCCUGCAAAUGGGUUUGUGUAUCCGUGUGGGAAUAUGAAUGUUAUGCCUUGUUGGUUUACAGCUAUUGCUGAGGAGGGGAAUGCGGUUCCUGUGUUUAGCUAUGGAUUUGUGCCGUUCCAGGCUGGAUCAAAUCCGGGUCAUCAUUUCGGUAAUGGGUAUGAAUCGGAGCAUAAUUGCAGCUUAGAUGGAGGAGGGAAUAGGAAAGUUGGGUCGAAUGGAUCCCCGUUGGGAACUUCUUCUACGGGUUCGGAUCACAGGAGCUCUUCUCAUGAAGGUGGUGGCAGCAGUUUAAGCAGAAGCCAUUCAAGUCCCUCUGUACCAGAACAAUCUCAAUUGAGUGGUCUGAAAGCAAAUAAAACCAGGGGCCACUCUGAACUCGGUGCUACAUCUUACCUCGCAGAACCUGGUUCAGUGAAUGAAUCAACAAAUCAAGUUGACAAAUUGAUACAAUCAAACAGUAAUCAGCCUAGCUCAGUUGCACCCAAGGAAGAAGCUAAAAUAGAGACAGAACCUGAUCCUGCGGAAAACCAUGUCACAACCCCUGAAAAUCCAAUCUUUAUUCCAUUAAUGGAAGCCAAGGGAAACAUGGGCAAGCCUCCCAAGCCUCAAUCCGAGAAUCACAUUACACCUUCCUUGCCAUACAUGCCAUGUGUUUCAACAACAGGAAAUGGUCCAAAUGGGAAAACCAUUAACGGGUUUCUGCACAGAUAUACAAAAACUGAGGUCAGCAUCAUUUGUGUCUGCCAUGGAAGCUCAUUCUCACCGGCCGAGUUCGUGCAGCAUGCUGGGGGCACAGAUGUUUCACACCCUCUAAGACACAUUACUGUGAUUCCAUCUGCCAUUUGACAAACACAUUGAUCCUGGGUGAUGUUCGAAAACCUCUUGUCGGCUGUCUUCUUUUCUUUUUGGUACACAUUGUGAAUAGGGGAUGGAGGAAGAUAGGGGUGUGAUGGGUGUGUAUAUAUUAUGAGUUACAGGAGCUCUUCCUUGCAAAUGGGAGGAGACUUGAGUUUUUCUUUUUAGCUUGAAACUUUUAUAACUGCACUAAGAAACAAAUAUGGAUAUUUGAUAUUUAGGUGGGGCAAUUUACAAUUUUGGUUUCUCCAUUGCAAAAUGAUUGGUGUAACUAAUAGUUUUACUAUUUGUAACAAUUCUUGCUUUUUUUU
Ricinus communis (castor bean) is the source of this 2057-nucleotide messenger RNA. RefSeq lists its product as uncharacterized. The transcript is spliced from 3 exons. The record is from RefSeq and is a predicted model, not a curated record. NCBI's taxonomy places the organism in Eukaryota, Viridiplantae, Streptophyta, Magnoliopsida, Malpighiales, Euphorbiaceae. Gene Ontology annotation, biological process: signal transduction; negative regulation of DNA-templated transcription. Gene Ontology annotation, cellular component: nucleus. The coding region runs from base 1 to 1737 and encodes 578 amino acids.